This is a messenger RNA of Ixodes scapularis (black-legged tick), 2210 nucleotides long. Its product is annotated as transmembrane protein 209. The coding region runs from base 190 to 1824 and encodes 544 amino acids. Lineage: Eukaryota; Metazoa; Arthropoda; Arachnida; Ixodida; Ixodidae. The record is from RefSeq and is a predicted model, not a curated record. The transcript has 16 exons. Gene Ontology annotation, cellular component: membrane.
AAAAAGCCUGGCCUGCUGUCGGUUAGCUCCAUCAGCGGGGACAUCGUCACUCAUGCGUCGUGCGCAUGCGUGCGUCUGUGCACGUUUCCCGGCGCAUUUCUCGCUUCUGUGCAGUUUUCAAUCGCGGGUUGGAGAGUCGUGUUUUUGACGGGCUUUGCGUGGUCGCAGGCUGUCCGCCAUCAACUCACCAUGAAACUGUCCCCAAAAGGGGACCAGACACAGGUCGUCAAUGAGAUCUUGAACCGCAAGACGACGAUGCAGACCACCAAGCGAGCGCUGCCGUGGGCUGCUCUCAACUGCGUUUUCGCCUUACUUGUCUAUCUGGAUUUGGGCCAAGGAUCCGUGAUGCGCUUUCUUGGAGGAGAGCUAGCCAUCCUUUACUAUCUUGAGUGCUUUGUCGGGCUCGUGUUUGGCUACAACUGCUUGGUCCACCUGAUCAAGUACGCCUGGGUCCAUCUCUACCAGAAACCCGUACAAGUGAGCACGCAACAGAAGAAGCUGUUCCGCAUCUUGGACACAGAUACUGGUUUCGGCUUGAAGACGCCACCCCCGGUGGGUGCGCCGGAAAAGCGGCGAGACUUCCUCGGCAGCUUUGUGCUGCCUUCGGCCUCUACGCCCCUCUCUUGCUCCCUUCCCAACAGCCCACUCAACGCUUCAGCAGCCAGCUGGACAUCCGCAAGCUCGGGCUUGGGUGGCAACGUGAGCCUCUCGUCCAGCUCGUGGGACUACUACGCCAACCCUGCUCAGCGACCGCCGCUGGACACGACGAGCGGAUCGGACCGGUCGCCCAGUUCGACGCAGGCCACCGCCGGACCGCUGAGGUGGCGGCAUGGAACCUUGGGCACCCGCCGCAGCCCCAAUUGUUCGCUGCUCGAGUGGAGUGUGGAAGACGACCGCAGCCUCGAACGCUUCUUGGCUGAGCACAGAGAGAGCGACCACAGCUCCGCCUUCGACUCUGUGGGCGCCGACAUCUUGAGUCCCCCGCUCGGCGCUGCAGACUCCGUGCUCCCGCGCGCCGGCCACUACCAGACGGCCACGCGUUCCCCGCAGUCCGCUCACGGGGAUGAUCCAGACUCCACGGCCACCUUCACCGGAGACAGCGACUGGAGCAAGUGGUCCGGAGACAAGCAACUGGAUCGCUGGGUUGAGAAUCUACGCAAGUGGAUCAAUCAGACCAUCCUGGCCAGGCUGGCUUCCGAAGUGGACUCUGUGAACAGCACGCUGCAGCGGCUGGGCUCAUCUGACCUCCGCGUUGGGGAGGCAAGCCAGUCGACACUGCGUCAGGUGUCCCUGAGCAAGGGUCCCCAGGUGCCCACGCUGGCUGCCCUGCUGCCCUACCUGGACCUGUCUCCCAACCAGGAGUACCUCGUCCAGAGGAUCAAGGAACUGUCGAAAGGUGGCUGCAUGAGCGGCUUUCGCUGGAACGGGGGCAGCAGCAAUUACAAGGGCAAGCCCUGGGGAGACUACCUACCCACCGAUUCCGCCAUCGUGUUGCACAUGUUCUGCACGUACCUGGACUCGAGGCUGCCUCCCGACCCGCGCUUCCCCGACGGCAAGACCUUCACCUCGCAGUUCUUCAGCAAAGCCCCCGACAAACCGCACACGGGGAAGGACACUCUUUGCAUUCACCAGAGCAGCUUGUUUCCACCGCACUACAAAGUGGUCGUGGGUGAGGCUGUCUGGGACCUGCCCAAGGGCCGGAACAACCUUUUCUAUGCUCUUCUCUUGUUCCUGCACCACAUCAAAACCAAGCACGGUGGCAUGUUGGGGAGGAUCAGCCUAGGUCUGUCUGGAGUCAACUUGCUGUGGGUAGUGGACGGAUAGCAAGCCUCGAGACUAACCUUGCUCCACACGAAGAGAGAACACAAUCGUAAAUGUGGACGCCUGCAUCCUUAGAAUGACAGACAAUCCUUUCAGUUGUCCUCCGUCCCGAACGACGACAACGCGGACGAACUGUGCUUUUUGCGUAACCGACGACAGGAAGCUCGGUUACGCAAAUGGGACAGCCGAGAGAUCCGCCGUCACCCUAAAGCUGCCAGGGAACAGAGUGCCAGAGGUCUUCCACAUUUGGAGGUUGUGCAGCAGAUGCAGAAUCUUAGGAUCUGCCUUUUCAGCCACUGCCACGAAGUCCCAGCGAACUUCCACAAAGCGUAGUCAUUGUCACGCCACAAUCAUUCAUCGGUCCGAAAAAAGAAUUGUAAGAACACUGA